Molecule: messenger RNA, 1780 nt
Organism: Melanotaenia boesemani (Boeseman's rainbowfish)
Lineage: Eukaryota; Metazoa; Chordata; Actinopteri; Atheriniformes; Melanotaeniidae
Gene: ywhae1
Product: tyrosine 3-monooxygenase/tryptophan 5-monooxygenase activation protein, epsilon polypeptide 1
Exons: 6
Coding region: 166-933 (255 amino acids)
Biological process (GO): signal transduction
Cellular component (GO): cytoplasm
Source: RefSeq, a predicted model, not a curated record
CUUUACUCUAUCCCAUCCCAGCGCUGCCGGUGGGGCGGAACACCUCUCAUCGACCAGUUAGUUUCUAGGAACUGCCGACAGACCUGGCACGCCACCGUGUUUUUCCACUACAGAUCUGUCACUUUGAUUUUCAAGUUUGCUGCAGUAUCUGAAUCUUGAUAUACAAUGGGAGAACGAGAAGAUCUAGUUUAUCAGGCAAAACUUGCCGAGCAGGCAGAGCGAUAUGACGAGAUGGUGGAGUCUAUGAAGAAAGUGGCUGGCAUGGACGUGGAGCUCACAGUGGAGGAGAGGAACCUACUAUCGGUGGCCUACAAGAAUGUAAUCGGAGCUCGGAGAGCCUCUUGGAGAAUAAUCAGCAGUAUUGAACAGAGGGAAGAGAGCAAGGGUGGAGAAGAGAAACUGAAGAUGAUCCGGGAAUACAGGCAAACGGUUGAAAAUGAGCUGAAGUCUAUCUGUGGUGACAUUCUGGAUGCACUGGAGAGGCACCUACUCCCCUCUGCAGUCAUGGGAGAGUCGAAGGUCUUCUACAACAAAAUGAAGGGCGACUACCACCGGUACCUGGCAGAGUUUGCCACUGGCAACAACAGAAAGGAGGCAGCAGAGAACAGUCUGGUGGCCUACAAAACCGCUACGGAUCUGGCCAUGAUAGAGCUGCCACCCACACACCCCAUCCGCCUCGGCCUCGCCCUCAACUUCUCUGUUUUCUACUACGAGAUCCUAAACUCACCCGACCGCGCCUGCAGGUUGGCGAAGGCUGCAUUUGAUGACGCCAUCGCAGAACUGGACACACUGAGUGAAGAAAGUUACAAGGACUCCACACUUAUCAUGCAGUUGUUACGUGACAACCUGACACUAUGGACUUCAGACAUGCAGGGAGAAGGUGAAGAACAAAGCAAAGAGGCACUGCAAGACGUUGAGGAUGAGGCCCAGUGAGACGACGCCACCCACCCAGCCACCAACUCAUGACCCGCCUUCCCCCACCUCCUCACACUCCUCACCUCUCCUUCGUCUUCCUCAUCCUCUCUCCCCCCCACUUAUUUUUUUUGGCAAGUCACCCACCUCCCCUCCCUUUUCCUUUUCUCCACCUCUGCAGCUCUGAGACCCAGCAGGGUCACCGAGUUUAACAUGUUUCUUUUCUCCUCUUUUUUUAUUUUUAUAUUAGCCCUUACAUCAGUCAGAAAAAAAACCACUUAACUGAGACAGGAAAUACGACGUUAGAAAGACGAAGAUGAAGCAGGAGGUCCCUGGAUUGUUUGCUGUUUUUGUCCUGGUACAAGCGGUUCUGAACAUGUAUCUUUGUUUUCAUUAUUGUAUUUUUGUUUUUGCUUUUCCUCAAUAUUUUUAUCAGUUGCUGGAUGUAUUGAGAUUUUUUUCUUAAUGUAAUUACAGAAAUUAACUUUUAUUACUGAUAAUGUUUAAUAUUAGUUAUGGGAGCUAUUUUAUCUGUUUUUAGUGAAAUGUCGAGCAGAUUAUUUGACCUUUUUACGGGCGGUUUGAGAGCCACAGCCGCCCUUCUUUUUAACUUGGUUUUUCAGAGGAAGUUGGCAAAAUUUUCGAUAUCCACGUGGGGCAAAGAAGUGCUUACUUUUUCCACCGUAGUGAUUCUGUCGUCAUGUUUUGUAGAUGUCCUCGGACUGUAUUUUGUGCUGACAUACUGUAAUCGUGUACACAUGCUGAAUCUUUGAAGGCUGUUGAUUUUAAUUUUAAAAAAAACAAAAGAAAAAAAAAAAGAAAACUUGGGAGAUUUGACAUGUUUAGAAGAAGAGAGAGCCCCAGAAAA